Molecule: messenger RNA, 2623 nt
Organism: Alosa sapidissima (American shad)
Lineage: Eukaryota; Metazoa; Chordata; Actinopteri; Clupeiformes; Clupeidae
Product: isocitrate dehydrogenase [NAD] subunit gamma, mitochondrial-like
Exons: 13
Coding region: 74-1264 (396 amino acids)
Biological process (GO): isocitrate metabolic process; tricarboxylic acid cycle
Cellular component (GO): mitochondrion
Molecular function (GO): magnesium ion binding; NAD binding; oxidoreductase activity, acting on the CH-OH group of donors, NAD or NADP as acceptor
Source: RefSeq, a predicted model, not a curated record
CCCACUCCAUCGAGCACGUAGUCAAGGAAUUAUCCCACUGAUCAACUAGCCGGUUCAUACAUUUGGGUACAAAAUGUCUCCCAGAACAGUGUUGACAGUAUCCCGGUUAUUAAAACCGACAUGGGGCGGACUAAUGGGCAAUGUGAAUAAUGUACUCCGGCCAGCCUCACAUGGAUGCGUUCGGAGGAACAAGUCCUCCUACACCGCUAUUCCCCCUCCGGCUAAGUAUGGAGGCCGACACACAGUCACGCUGAUUCCUGGAGAUGGCAUCGGACCUGAGCUGUUCAACCACGUCAGAGAACUCUUCAGGUUUUGCUGUGUGCCUGUGGAUUUUGAGAUUGUGAAAGUGGACUCUACGGUCACCUCCGAGGAUGACAUCAACAACGCCAUCACUGCCAUCAAACGUAACGGGGUGGCACUAAAAGGUAAUAUAGAGACCAAUCACAACUUACCUCCCUCUCACAAAUCAAGGAACAAUUUGCUUCGCACCAAUCUAGAUUUGUAUGCUAAUGUGAUGCACUGCCAUACACUUCCUGGUGUCAAUACUCGUCACAAAGACAUCGACAUCAUCAUCAUCAGAGAAAACACAGAGGGAGAGUACAGCAGCCUGGAACAUGAGAGUGUACCAGGAGUGGUUGAGUGUCUGAAGAUCAUCACUCGCAUGAAGUCCUUGAGAAUCGCAGAGUAUGCUUUCAACUUAGCACGGGAGAAAGGUCGCCGCAGGGUCACAGCCGUGCACAAGGCCAACAUCAUGAAGCUGGGCGAUGGGCUGUUCCUGCAGUGUUGUAACGAGGUGGCAGCAGGAUAUCCAGAUAUCCAGUUUGACAGCAUGAUCGUUGAUAACACCACCAUGCAGCUGGUAUCCAAACCCCAUCAAUUUGACGUCAUGGUGAUGCCCAACCUGUACGGCAACGUGGUCAGCAACGUGUGUGCUGGCUUGGUCGGGGGUCCGGGACUGGUGCCCGGUGCCAACUAUGGCAAGGACUACGCCGUCUUUGAAACGGCCACCAGAAACACAGGGAAGAGCAUCGCUAACAAGAACAUCGCCAACCCCACUGCGACUCUGCUGGCUGGCUGUCUGAUGCUUGAUCACUUGAAGCUUCAUGCGUAUGCUAGCAUGAUUCGGAAGGCUGUGAACACCACUCUGUCAGAGACACGGCUGCACACGGCAGACCUGGGAGGUCAGGGCACCACGUCUGAGGUGGUCCAGUCCAUCAUGAGGGAGAUCGAGAGCAAAGGGCCUCUUACCAUUGAGCCCAUGUAACCUCCACAUCCAACCCAGCUCAGCCCAGCUCAACCCCAAACCGAUACAGCCAAGGCCAGUCCCAGACCGCUGGCAGGUAUAUUCUGUUGAUUGGUGCUGUACAGUCAUUGUUAAAAAGAAAAGUAUGGUGUCUGAUGAAGGUCUGAUGAAAUUAAGCCAAAAUUGGUCAGCUACAUUGGCUAAAUUGGCCAGAUCCGCCCAGAAUUUACGAUAUUUGGUUAAAUCUAGUUUUCUUAAAUCUAAUUUUUAGGUUUCUUCCGAUGGCUUGGCUUUCUACUGAGCAUUAGCUAUCCUUAGUUUUUUUUUUACAGUCAUUGAUGUUAUAAAAUACUGUAGAUGCAUCUUCUAAACUUCCACCUACAUGUAUUGAAACAUAACGAGAUGAAACUGCACACUGGUGGUAACAGGAAUAAGCAUAAUUCAAGCCUCGCAUUAAUUGCAUUAGUCACUUUGUAAAAAUGUAUGUCCAACUCAGUCAUAUUGUUUCUAUUCUAUUUGUUAUUCUAGACGGCAAAUAGGCAAUGCCCUCAAGACUUUUCAGAAUGAACAUCUAAUGUUACUGUAACUCAGUCUGUUAAAAGAUUUUAAAACCAAGCAAAUGCUUUGCACUCUGUGAUCUAUUCUAAUUCACGGAUUGGGAUAAAUGCAGAGACCAAAUUUCCCUCAGGGGAUCAAAAUAGUAUAUAUACUAUACUAUCACCAUAAAAUGAUGAAUGUCUCUGUAAUUCCGUUGGUAAAAGUAAAAUUACAAAAAAAAAUUAUACAUAUUUUAGUUUCAUAUUGACAUAAAAUUGGACCAAAAAUUAAUCUUAGAAUGGAAAUUGAAAAUGGUAAUGAUAGUCGUUUAGAAGGACAACAUUUACUCACUACACCUCACUAUUUGCUGUUAUGUCCAUUGGAUAGUGCAUACAGGCUUUCAGAAUAUGCAACAUGACUCGACCAGAGUCACACAUACAUGGAGUGUUACUCAUUCUUUAAAAUUACCUCAGAGGUCAAGCGAGAAUUUGUUGGAUUUGAGAAGAGAAUGUGAUCACCUUAGGACAGGGACAUGAGGUGCAUCUGACGUAGAUCAAGUUGAUUUUUACAUUGAGUACAUAGAUCAUUCACCAGUUACAUACGGUACAAGGUAGGAAAUAAGGCAAUUUAUUUGGACGUACAGUAAGCCUUUAGAAAGUGUCAACACAUUUCUGUUCUGAACAGUUCUAAAAUUAUUAUUGUUAUUAUAAAUUAUUGUUUGGCCAUUAAUUACUGCUCUACAUUUAUGACCUGCAGUUGUUUUAUGUGUCCAUUUGUUGUCCCAUUAAACUGUGUGUAUUCUCAGGAUAAUACACUUUGAACAAUAAAAAUGUGCAACUAAAA